AUGGAUCAGACGCUGGAAGAAGUUGUCAAAUAUUGCAGCAAGCAACUUGAUGCUUAUCAGCGCUGCAUAGAGAAUAAUCCUCAGAAUUGGGGAGUUGCUUGUUCGAAAUAUAAGACCGAACUUAAUAAAUGCGCCGAAGAAAAUGUGACGGAAGUAAAACGUGUCAAAGCCAAAUGCAGUUCAGUCAUUUCAGCAUUUGACAACUGUCUACAGAAAAAUCAAAAAGAUCCGGAUAAAUGUAUAGAAGAACUAAAGCAGCUGUACCAGUGCACAGAAGAAGCUGCAGGAAGGAAGUUAUCCAGUCGACCCCCAGCGAUCGCUGAUAACAAGAAAUUUGUAGAUCUAUCCGCGUAUAGAAUCCAGUCCGCACCUCCGAGUGCUUAUUACAUAGAAGAAUUUAUUAGCGCCGAUGAAGAAAGAGUUCUCUUGGAUAAAGUUUAUGCGGCCCCAAAACCAAAAUGGGUCUCUUUAAAGAACAGAAGGCUCCAAAACUGGGGUGGAAUACCAAGAGAUAAGAGCAUGCUCUCUGAACCACUACCAUCUUGGUUAACAGAGCCUAUUUUCCCAAAGCUGACAUUUUUGAAAGUGUUUGACAAAUGCGCAGCGCGUAAGCUUCCAAAUCAUUGUCUUGUGAAUGAAUAUGUCAGUGGUCAAGGAAUUAUGCCGCAUGAAGAUGGUCCAUUAUAUUAUCCAACAGUCGCAACAGUUUCUCUUGGAUCACAUACAGUACUGGAUUUUUAUAAGCAUCGUUUUCAGAAUGCAGAUCAGAGUAACAUGGAUUCAAAUCCUCUGGCGUUUUCUCUAUUGAUUAAGCCAAGAAGUCUCUUAGUGCUUCAAGAUGAUCUUUACAAAAGUUAUUUGCAUGGCAUUGAAGAAAGAAACAAGGAUGUUUUAUCAGAGAAAAAUAUAAUUAAUGCUGUGGAUGUGGAAGAUAUUGAAAUAGAAAGGGGAACUAGAGUCAGUUUGACCUUUCGCAUUGUUGAGAAAGUCAUCAAUAUCAAAGCAAGCUUAUUUAACAGAAAAACCUAA
Molecule: messenger RNA, 1029 nt
Organism: Paraglomus occultum
Lineage: Eukaryota; Fungi; Glomeromycota; Glomeromycetes; Paraglomerales; Paraglomeraceae
Source: the annotation of a GenBank genome assembly